Molecule: messenger RNA, 2006 nt
Organism: Parus major (Great Tit)
Lineage: Eukaryota; Metazoa; Chordata; Aves; Passeriformes; Paridae
Product: translation initiation factor IF-2-like
Exons: 3
Coding region: 1-591 (196 amino acids)
Source: RefSeq, a predicted model, not a curated record
AUGGCGAGGAAAGCGGAGUUGGAGGGUCCUUAUUCCCCGCUGCCGCUUCGGGAAGUCUCCGGUCGCCAUGUUGGAAAUCCCCUAACUUCAGUUGUCGUGCCGGGGCAUCCCCGACCCCAGGCGCGGCAGGACAGGAGCAACGAGGGAACAGCCCGGCACCGGGUCAGAACUGGAACGCACCGGGUCAGAACUGGAACGCCUGGAACAGGAGCUGAAGGGAAACACAUGCAAAGACCCGGCCGGCGGCCCCAGUCGCCGGGGUGUCUCCGAUCCUGGGCGCGGCCGGACCGGAGGAACGAGGGAACAGCUCGGCACCGGGUCAGAACUGGAACGCCUGGAACAGAGGCUGAACAGAACACUUGCAAAACCUGGCAAAAACCUGGCAGCUCUGGCCACCAGGGCACCCCCGGCCCCGGGCGCCCCCGGGCGCUGCCGGACAGGAGUAGCGGGGGGGAACAGCUCAGCACGGGCUCAGAACCAGAACGCAUGGAACAGAGGCUGGAGAACUGGAGAGAACGUUUGUGCAACAUGGACUGCAGUAUACAUUGCCAUCAAGAGCCUGGAUUUGUUUCGUGGAUGACCUCCCUGUAGAUACUGGGAUGCCCUCCUCACUGAAGCCAUGUGGUGGUUUAACACCAGCAGGAAAUUAAACUCCAAGUAAGACACUUCCGAUCUCCCUCCUUCUGGCAUGGGUGGGACAAAAGCAGAGACUAUGGGCUGAGGUAAAAAUUUACUGAAAACAAAAAACAACGGAAAAAGAAAUGCACAAUAACAAUAAAAAUAAUACCAAAACUACUCAAAGAGAGGUGUUUUACGCCCCAAAAAUUAUUCACUACUGGGAACAAAAACAAGAUGGCAUAUGGUCUCUGCAGGUCAUGUCCAGUGGCUUCUCUAGGCAAAGAAAAUAUGGUGACUGUUACUAUGUGCCACCCAUGUGGCAGUAGAUAACAAAGGCAAGAUGGCAAGGGGAAUUCCAUGGAUAGUGCUUACCACACUGCUAGACAAAAGCAAUGACAUAUCAAUGACAAGCAAACCCUUUGAAAGCUGCUCAUCUGAUUGGAUCCCAUUGGAUCCGAUUGGAUCCACUGGGCUCCAGUCUGCACAGGGUCCUCAGCUGCUGUUUCUACUGCUCAGCUGUGCUGGAGAUCAGUCUUGCUGUUGUUGCUGCUUUCCAUUCCACUGCACUUCUUUUGGUCAGUUCAGCUGGGUUUAGCUGAGCUUCCUUCCACUGGGCUCCACAGUUUUGCCCAGGUUGGUGUCACCUCCUGCUGCUCCUUUCCCCUUGGCAGUAUCUGCACAAGAGCUGUCGGUUCAGCGCUACAGUCAAUUCACAUUAUCGCUGCUUUCCUUUCAGCACAAAUCCCAAAACCACAGCCUGGAGCUGUGUGAGCAUGACCAAUACCUUGAUGUUAUUCUGUACCAUCUUACAUGAUUGCCAGGGCCAAGGAAAAUAAUUGUUUCCAGAAAGAAAGGGUGUUCCUUUCCUGUUGAGGGGAAAGCAUGGAGGGCAGAGAGUCUGUCUACCAUUGUUUUUUAUUGUUCUGAGAUUAGUGAGAAUUUUGCAUGUAAAUCACCCUCUCUUUGUACACUUUUGCUAUUAGUAUUCUUGCUGUUACUGUUUGUUUUCUCAUCUCAUUGCUGUUCCAAAUAAAUUCUUCCUGUGAUCAUUGACUUUUUUGCUUCUAGCUGUUGGGCAAAUGGAGAGAGAGUGCUGGAGCAGUUUCAGUGGCAGCACUAAGUUGGGAAAUACUAUUCCCACAAUAUGACAAUUUGUUUCUGGCUUUCAGGCUUCGUAUCAUCCAUUAACCAUGGCACUCUAAGCCUGAUCACUUAGACAUUUUUUAUCGAUCCACUAGUUCAUCCAUACAGACUACAAGGUCCAAAUUUGAAUAAAAGACACUGUGCAAAAAUAUUGUGUGUAUUUAGUCUUGCCAAAGUCAGGGUAAAUAAAAUUCAUUGUUCUUUCCUCCUCCACAACAUAGAAGACAACCAGGUCAGGUCCCAUU